Messenger RNA from Monoraphidium neglectum, 1554 nucleotides. RefSeq names its product fatty-acyl-CoA synthase. Bases 1 to 1554 code for a protein of 517 amino acids. The transcript is spliced from 13 exons. Lineage: Eukaryota; Viridiplantae; Chlorophyta; Chlorophyceae; Sphaeropleales; Selenastraceae. The record is from RefSeq and is a predicted model, not a curated record.
AUGCAGCACUGGCCGCUGGUGACGACGUCUCUCAUUGAGUAUGCGGCGCGCUGGCAUGGCAAGCAGGAGAUUAUCUGCAAGACUGUGGAGGGCUCCACUGUGAUAUUCACCUACCGUGACCUGUGGGACCGCUCCAAGCUGUGCGCUCUGGCGCUGAGGGAGCUCGGGGUCAGGAACACUACGCGCCACAUGGAGGCUUGGUACGGCAUCAUGGGGCUCAGGGCGGUGUGCCACACCCUCGACCCGCGACUGAGCGCCGAGGACAUUGCCUGGAUCGCGGACCACGGGCGCGACACCUGGAUCAUGGCGGUUGCCGCAUUCCUGCCGCUGCUGGAGCAGAUCCUGCCGCUGUGCCCCAAAGUGAGGGGCGCCAUCCUGCUCACAGACAGGCAGCGCAUGCCGCGGUCCCCGCCCCUGGAUAGACCCUGCCUCUGCUAUGAGGCGCUGCUCGAUGCGCAGGUGGAGCGCCUGGCCGCCUUCCAGUGGCCAGAGCUGGACGAGAACACCCCCUGCGGCCUGUGCUACACCUCCGGCACCACCGGCAACCCCAAGGGCGUCAUCAACCUGCUGCAUGUGAUGAUCACCAUCAUGCCCGACGCCCUGGCCAUGGGCAGCACCACCACCAUGCUCAUGGUGGUGCCCCAGUUCCACGCAAAAUCCUGGGGCAUCGCCUUUGCUGCCCCCAUGGUGGGCUGUCGCCUGGUCCUGCCCGGCCCCCACCUUGACAGCGAGAACGUCUACCACAUGAUCGAGGCUCACGGGGUCAUCAUGUCAGCGGGCGUGCCCACGGUCUGGGCCAACCUGCUGGCCCACGUGGAGCGCCACGGCCUGCGCUUCAGCCGGCUACAGGCCAUCGUCAUCGGCGGCGCCGCCGCCCCGCGCUCGCACAUUGCGGCGUUCGAGGACCGCGGCGCCGAGGUGCGGCACAUGUGGGGCAUGACCGAGCUGUCGCCUCUGGGCAGCCUGGGCCUCCCAAAGUACAGCCAGGUGGAGGGCGGCCUGAGCCAGGCCGCGCUGCGGGACCUGAAGUUGGCGCAGGUGGACGGCACCAGGCUGGGCCGCCCCCACGUAUUCUGCAACAUGCGUAUCGUGCACGACUCACGGCGCGAGCUGGCGCAUGACGGCACCUCGGUCGGCCACCUGCAGGUGCGGGGCCCCAUCGUCGUGGAGCGCUACCACCGCCAGGACCGCCCUGCCACCACCGGCGGCCGCUGCAAGGACGUGAUCAAGUCAGGGGGCGAGUGGAGCAGCCGCAUCGUGCUGGAGAACGCCGCGCUGGGGCACCCCAAGGUGUCCAAGAGGCGGCCAUCAUCGGCGCCCUACCCAAAGUGGAACGAGCACCUGCUGCUCGUCGCCGUGCCCAAGCCCGGCGCCACCCCCGACGACGCUCUGCGGCGGGACGUCCUGGCUUUCAUGGCGUCGCACCCCGACGUGGCCAAAUUUGCUGUACCCGAUGACGUGCUGUUCGUGGAGGCCAUCCCUUACGGCGCCACCGGCAAGGCGAGCUUGGGGCCUGCGUGGACUGAUUGUUUGUUGGGUGCUGCCGUGGUUUGA